Emiliania huxleyi CCMP1516 is the source of this 1402-nucleotide messenger RNA. RefSeq lists its product as hypothetical. Gene Ontology annotation, biological process: cilium assembly; protein polyglutamylation. The record is from RefSeq and is a predicted model, not a curated record. NCBI's taxonomy places the organism in Eukaryota, Haptophyta, Isochrysidales, Noelaerhabdaceae. Bases 1 to 1146 code for a protein of 381 amino acids. The transcript is spliced from 4 exons. Gene Ontology annotation, cellular component: ciliary basal body.
AUGCCUGCCGGGGUGGGCUCGCCCGUUGGCCGCGCGAUGAGCACGACCGGCUCGACCGUCAGCCGCCGCAGCCGGGCGCCCGACCCUCGCUUCGCCCACCUCAAGCCCCGUGUGGACACGGGCAGCAACAUGCGCAAGCUGAUGGAGAAGUACGAGGGGACGAGCGGCCCCAAUGCACGGGCAAAGCAGACGCACACCUACUUCCGGCGCAUCAAGCCGCUCGAUCUGGAGCGGCGGCUCGCGCCCGACAUCGAGUGCGAGGAGUCGAUCUACGCUUACGACCUCGACGAGGCGUCGGCCGCCAUGUCGCUCGGGGGCGCGUCGGUCGCCGCCUCCAUCGUCUCGCACGCGGCCGACGCGUCGACAUCGGCGUCCAUCGCCGCGGCGGCCGCCGGCGCGAGCGUUCUCUGCCUCGACUGCCGCUCCUUUGAGCAGUACUCGGACUCGCACGUGCGCGGGGCGAGGCACUACGACCUGGCGCAGCUAUCGCACUCGACAAACCACUUCCCAAAGGAGCUCUACUUCUUCCGCGGCCCGGCGGGCGGCGACAAGCUCAUCGUCCUCUACGAUGCCGACGGCAAGGGUCUCGACGAGGCGGCCAACGCCUUUGUGCAGCGGGGGAUAGAAAACACGUACGUGCUCUCUGGCGGCUUCCACGGCGUCUGCGUCCGCUGCCCUCACAUCCUCUCCGCCCCGCCGCCCGUCGGUCUGUCGGACGAGGCGCUCGAGGCGCACAGCGGCGGCGGCGGCGGCGGCGGCGGCGGCGGCGGCGGCGGCGCUGCCAUGCGCCUGGGCCUCGAGAUGAGCACGGAGAUCUUCGUGAUGGGUCGCGCGCCAGGCCGCGCGGGCGUCUCGAUGGUCAGAGUGCUCCUCGAUCUGCACCUCGCGGACGCGGAUGAGGUACGCCGCCAGGCCGCGCGCCAGCUUGCUGUCAAGCCCGAGACGCUCGCCAUUUUGUACAAGGACACAACGCUCGAGGCGGGAAAACCGCUCGUCCAGUACGGCGUCGAGGCGGGAUCGACGCUGGAUUUCGGGCCACGGCCGCACACGCACGUGGCGGCGGUGCCCGCGCCGCCGCCGUCGCCGAGCGGCGGCCCAGGUCCGGCUUCAUCCUCUCCGGCUCCCUUCUCGCUGCCGCGUCAAUAGUGCGGGCGCUUCCAUCUUGACGUGUCCCCCUCCCCCCCGCCCCCCGAUCCUUUUGCCGGCACGCUCCGCUGCGCACCGCCGGGCUUACAAGAGUGCGCCGCUUCCCAGAGCCGCUCGGGAAGCGGCAGCACCGCCCUGGCAAGAGUGCGAUUUUGCGAGAGCGAUUUUGUUGCGUCCGGCCCUGCCUGCACUGCAGGGUGGCGGACACCGUUUUCCUACCUGUCUCUUGUCUACGUUUCUAGAGUCUACUACCUCA